This is a messenger RNA of Zygosaccharomyces rouxii, 435 nucleotides long. It is a transcript of the gene SRB7, whose product is annotated as Srb7p. Gene Ontology annotation, molecular function: transcription coregulator activity. Gene Ontology annotation, cellular component: mediator complex. Gene Ontology annotation, biological process: regulation of transcription by RNA polymerase II. The transcript has a single exon. The record is from RefSeq and is a predicted model, not a curated record. NCBI's taxonomy places the organism in Eukaryota, Fungi, Ascomycota, Saccharomycetes, Saccharomycetales, Saccharomycetaceae. The coding region runs from base 1 to 435 and encodes 144 amino acids.
AUGACAGAUCGUUUGACGCAAUUACAAAUAUGUCUUGAUCAAAUGAUGGAACAAUUCUGUGCUACCUUAAAUUAUAUCGACAAGAAUCAUGAUUUUGAACCUAUUGAUGAGCAUGAACCAAAGAUGUCAGAUCGACACGCAACUGUAGCGUCACCAGAGGAAUAUUCCAAUACCAUUGAUGAAUUAUCUACCGAUAUUAUACUCAAGACAAGACAAAUUAAUAAGCUUAUAGAUUCUCUACCUGGUGUAGAUGUAUCAACAGAGGAACAAAUGCAUAAGAUAGAUGUCUUACAGAAGGAAUUGGUAAAAAUUGAAGAUAAAAAAAUUGCAGCUGUCAAGGAGAAAGAAUCAUUACAGAGGGAAGUUAACGAUGUUAUCAAUUGUUUCGUUUCUGGAAUUGCGGAAUCUCGACAAGAAUCAACAACAGAGCAAUAA